Bombina bombina (fire-bellied toad) is the source of this 942-nucleotide messenger RNA. Its product is annotated as olfactory receptor 1M1-like. Gene Ontology annotation, biological process: G protein-coupled receptor signaling pathway. The transcript has a single exon. The record is from RefSeq and is a predicted model, not a curated record. Gene Ontology annotation, molecular function: G protein-coupled receptor activity; olfactory receptor activity. Gene Ontology annotation, cellular component: membrane. NCBI's taxonomy places the organism in Eukaryota, Metazoa, Chordata, Amphibia, Anura, Bombinatoridae. The coding region runs from base 1 to 942 and encodes 313 amino acids.
AUGGAGAACCAAACAUCUACAAUACACUUCUAUAUGGUAGCAUUUUCCAGCAAUGGGGACAAGAAACCUCUACUUUCAAUCUUCUUUUUCUUUUUAUAUAUAAGUGGUUUACUAUGGAAUUUAGUGAUAAUUAUUGUAGUAUAUAUGGAUAACCACCUGCAUACUCCCAUGUACCUGUUUCUAGGCAACUUAUCACUUGUAGACAUCUGUUCCACCACAAUCACUCUCCCUAAACUUAUAGACAUUCUACUAACUGGAAAGAAUAUGCUGUCCUUUGAACAUUGCUUUACUCAGAUGUAUUUUUUCACAUUUCUGGCUGUCACAGAAACUAUUCUAUUGUCCUUCAUGGCAUAUGAUCGAUAUGUGGCAAUUUGUAACCCUUUACGCUAUCAUGUUAUAAUGAAUAAGGAAACAUGUGUCUUGAUUUUGAGUGACACCUGGAUAUCCGCAUGUGUGAAUUCAAUUUUUCUCACCAGUUUUGUUUCUUCAUUAGAUUUUUGUCAGACUCAUAACAUUUAUCAUUACUACUGUGAGAUUAAAGCUCUGGCUAACAUUGUCUGUGCUGGCACAAAAUUUAACAUUGUAUUUUUUGUAGAGACAUUGUUAGUUGGACUGUUUCCAUUCUUGCUUAGUUUAACAUCUUAUGUCAAAAUCAUUUCCAGUAUUUUGCGUAUAAAGUCCAUUUUUAGUAGAAAGAAAGCCUUUUCUACCUGCACCUCUCAUCUUACUGUAAUAAUGAUUUUCUAUGGCACUAUUUUGUGUGUUUAUUUAAGGCCACCCUCUGAAAACGCAGAGGUAUUAGAUCAGGUGUUCUCUGUGCUGUACGCGGCAGUUACACCCAUGUUAAACCCUCUAAUAUAUAGUCUUAGAAACAGAAAUGUAAAGACUGCUCUGAUGAGGAUUCUACAAGGAAAAAACAGAGAAACCACUUCUGUAAAAUAG